Dicentrarchus labrax (European seabass) is the source of this 2491-nucleotide messenger RNA. RefSeq names its product pyroglutamylated RFamide peptide (gene qrfp). Lineage: Eukaryota; Metazoa; Chordata; Actinopteri; Moronidae. The transcript has 2 exons. Bases 1432 to 2022 code for a protein of 196 amino acids. The record is from RefSeq and is a predicted model, not a curated record.
AACUGGCAGCUAAUCAAAUAAUCCCUUUAUUCUACUGUGAAGAUUUUAUAAUUUUCUUUGUCUUUGUUGUCGUCUUACAUUCAGUGUCUCUCACAGACACAUAUUGUGUAUAGCUGAGGUCUAACAAACUUUUUUAAUUUGAAUUCUGCCGGCUCCUGGCUAAUCCAGACAUGGUCAAAGAAAAAGGGGCCAUGCCCUUAAUUAUGCAUAACUUUAACUCUUAAUAUAAUUCAAACAGAUGAGUUGUGCAAAACGUCACCAUCGGGGCAGUUUUCAUGAACGGGGAAACACCAAAACCGUUCUUUGUACCAGGCUGUAAACAUUGGCCAUUUUAAAAUGGGGCCUUACGGAGAUUAACUUACUCAUGGAGUCAGCCUCUAGUGGCUGUUAGAGGAACUGCAGUUUUUAAUACUUCCUUGUUGGCCAUGAAGGUUGCCACUUGAUGAGAACAAACAAAACAGCGACCCACUCCCACAUAUUGCCCCAUAGUGCUACUAUUGGUCAGAAACUCAGGGUUCCUUUAGUCUAUGAAGUAAUCAACAGAUUAAACCAGAAUGAAAAUAUUAAUUAGUUGCAGCUGUUAUUGUGUGUUUAAAAUCUGACUGCAGAGAGAAAUCAGGACACCAGACAUGACACUCAAUAGUAAGUUUACUCUGAAACAGUUCAUGUGCAUCAGUAAUCAUUUAAUCUCCUAGAACUAACAAACUGUUAUUUUGAUUGUCUGCUCGUCUGACUGCAUUUCUUGACCUAAUUUUAGAGAUCCCGAGUUCCCAGCUGUUGAUAAUGGACACAACUACCAAAAUAAGUUAUAAUAAACCAGAAUUCUCAGCCUCUUCCUCCAGCCUUUAUCUGUCCUGAUACAAAUUCAAAGAGCAUCCUAAAAUAGCCUGAAGGUGGAAGUCAUUACAGAAUAAAACACCCAGACAAGGCCUGCAGAUCCUUUGUCAUAUAAUUGGUGGCAAAUUAAGUUGGAAAGCGUUGUUUGAGUGACUGAUGGUUUGUCAAUACUUAAAAUCCCUGACAGACAUUCUUUCAGGUAUGUCUGCGUUUUCCCAGCAAGACGACCUUCAUGACGACCACAAUGACAAAAGAAACCGCAAACUGCCCCUUGUCUUUCUCUCCCUGUCAUCCACUCCCCCCCCCCUCUCCUGGAGACCUUCUGUCCUCAGAAGCAUCUUAAUGAAUUGGCUGCUUCCUCUGUGAAUUGCCUCCCCAAUCAAGGAAUUGGCGAUAAUUAUGGCAAGGUUUCUCAGCUGAAAGAAUGAAGGUAAUGACGGCUGACUUUGCGUGCGUCAGAGGGGUGAGGGACCAAUGGGUGACAGCAGCCUGUGACCUGAGGGUGGCGGGGUGGGAGGACGGAGGGCAUGCAGGUUUUAAAAAGGUCAGAGGCAACGAAUGUCAUAGAAGAUACAGCAAGUUGGACAACGCAAGAUGAGACUUUCUUUCCAUCUCGGUGCCUCACAGCUCACCUUCCUCUCCCUUGCCCUCCUCUGCCCCGCCCCACGGACUGUCGCAUCGUACCCCCACUCUCCCACCGCCCUCCUGCCCGCCGUGGACGUACCUGACCUGGAGGCCGCUCUGCUGCACCUCCAGGCUGCUCUGGACGACCAGACACACGAUUGGCUCGUCCAGCCUGACGCUUGGGCCGAGUGGCCUCAAGACCCCCGGCCGGCCCAGCUGGAGCCUGGGGAGGAGGAGGAGCAGGAGGAGCAGGAGGAGGAGGGGGAGGAUCUGCCAUGGGAGGAGGAAAUACUACUGAGGGCCCAGAGAGGAGACCUGGUGGGCCAGCCGCUGUCACCCUUCCCCAGGGAUCACUCUCUUGAGGGUGCACACUAUCAGGAGGGAGGAGAGGGGGAGGACGGAGGGAGUAGGAACGAAGCUCUGACCUCCUUCGCUGGAGGACUCCAAGCUGUCAGCCGGGAGAAAGGAGGAUUCGGUUUCCGCUUCGGGAGGAAAAGAUGGACUGACAGGGGAUGGAUGAAUGAAGGGAGGGGGAGCACAGAGGAGAAUAAGUGGAAGUGAUGAGGAGAGGGUCUCAACAGGGAGCGAAGAUGAUGGGAGAUAAAGAGGGUGAAACUGAAACAGGCUUCUUUCCAUGUGAGGGUGGUGAUACACUCAGCAAUUUUCUAGGCAGCAAAGAUGGCUUCCAGCAACAGGCAAUACACAGCGAUGCACAGUAUUUAAAUAAGUCACGGCAACCAAAAGUUGCUGGAAAAGUUGCCCAGUGGAUCACUGCUUUGAAAACAAGAAGCAGCACAAGGUUUAGGGCAGGUUGCACUUUAGUUUUAGGAAAGACUUGAUAGAACAGGAGGAAGAAAAUAAAGAGAUAAUAUUUAAAAAAGACUUUCUCCCCGUGUUUUAAUCCUCUGAGCACAAAGAAAGCAGCGAGAGACUUAUUUUUUAGUGACUGGAUGUACAGAAAUGAAUGUUCAAUCAUGUAAAUGUUAAAGUAACAAGUGUAAUAAUAAAUGUACAUAGAUAUAUACCGGAA